Symbiodinium sp. CCMP2592 is the source of this 1011-nucleotide messenger RNA. The record is from the annotation of a GenBank genome assembly. NCBI's taxonomy places the organism in Eukaryota, Dinophyceae, Suessiales, Symbiodiniaceae.
AUGGCGUUCUCGCGCACAACUGUUGCAGUUCUGUCCCAGCUGCUUCUUGCAAGAGCUUUCGACCAGGCCAUCGUCAGCAGCUUCGCUCCGUACCCGGGUUAUGGAGGAGACUUGGCCGUAGAGGGCGUCAUGUCGGUCAUCUCCACCAACGACACCCAAACCCUGUCUUGGAUGCUCUCUGGUGGGGACCCUCGCUGUAACGAGACCUGCACCGCGGCGAACUGCUGUGGCGUUCACAUCCAUGUGGGCAAGACCUGUUCGGUUGCCAGCGACGUCCUAGGGCACUACUGGACCACUGGUGGCACAGAUCCUUGGCUGACGGUGAUGUACAACACCACCAGCAUGCCUAGCCUCGAGACUGGUCUCGCCGUGGUCACAGGAGCAUCUGGCGAGGAUGUCUCUGGGCGUGCGAUGGUGAUCCAUGACUUCGACGGAGGUCGAAUUGCUUGUGGAAUCAUCGCGAAUGCCUCUGUUGGUGGAUUUGAGGCAUAUCCCGGCUACGUCGGCAACCUUGCCACGGCAGGAGUGAUGCAGGUGUAUUCCAAGGAUGUCACCCAGAGUCUGACCUGGAUCCUUACAGCUGGCCUGGACACACGCUGCAGCGCCGCCUGCACUGCUGCCAACUGCUGCGGAGUCCACAUCCACGUGGGAACAAACUGCUCUGACGCGGCCACGAUCGGGGGCCACCACUGGAACUCGACUUUCGUUGCCGCAGACCCAUGGGCCAUGAUCAUGUACAACACGUCGCACAUGCCUUCUGUGAUGUCCGACGUGAUGGUGGAGACGGGCUACAUGGAGGCGAACAUCGAAGGCCACACCAUGGUCAUCCACGACUUCACCGGUGCACGAAUUGCUUGCUCCCACAUCACGGAAGUCUUGGACGGGAUGUGGACCGUCAGCACCACCACCACCACGACCGGCGGGGCAGGCACGUCCGACAUCUCCUUCGCCCACGCCGGCAAGGUCGGCGUUGCAUUCGGAGCGCUGGUGUCUAGCCUGGCUGUAGCGUAA